CGUCUGCCCUGGCAUCAAUCUAGUCUGAGAGCGACUUUUAGGACUGACGGACUACCGCUGCUGGACUCUUUUGGGAAAACUUGGUUUCGCUUCUUGCGCGCCCCAACUUCUUUUUCUGUGUGUGUGUGGAAAUACAAGCUACCCGCUCUAAAUCGUCUGGGAAGAUGCUGCUCCUACUACUGGGAAUCAUCCUGCUGCACGUCGCCGCUCUGGUUCUCCUGUUCGUGUCAACAAUUGUCAGCGUGUGGACGUCAGGUGAGACUAGCACCUCAGACCUCUGGAUAAACUGCUCUACUGCCAAUGGAGACUACCACUGUGACCCAGCAUCAACUGGAGAGUGGAUCCAGGCGGUCCAGGCUCUCAUGAUCCUCUCCAUCAUCUUCAGCUGCCUGUCUCUCAUCCUCUUCUUCUGCCAGCUCUUCACUUUGCAGAAGGGCGGACGCUUCUUCCUCACUGGAACCUUCCAGAUCCUUGCCAGUUUGUUCGUGAUGAGCGGAGCCAUCAUCUACACAGUGAUGAGUCCGGGGUGGGUGCCGGAGACAAACUCCUUCGGCUACUCCUACAUCCUGGCGUGGGUGGCCUUCCCUUUGGCGCUGAUCAGCGGACUCAUCUAUGUCAUCUUGAGGAAGCGAGAAUGAGCCAUCACUCCAUCCCAGUGUUCCCAGUAACCCUCUGCCCCACUGCAAGUGUCACCAUUUCCCCUCUAAAGUCUAAGUUCUGAUGCCUAAGUACCAAUGGUCAAUGGAGCCAACGGGCCAAUGCACCCAGAUCACAUCAAAGGGGGGUAAUACCAAAAAUCUACAUGCAAACCAACACACAAACAACCAAUAUUGUCUCGUUUAAAAGAUGUAUAUAGUAUCUAUGGUUUAAACCUAUUUAUAACACUUUUUACAUAUAUGUACAUAGUUUUUGUGUUGCUCUAUCAACGGAUACUCGUAUGAGCUUUGUUUUAGCUGAUUAAGUGCCUCAGUGUUUGUUUGUAAUGAUGAAAUAAUUAGACGCUGUUUUGUUGUGUUUUGUUUUUUUUGCCUUUUUUGUUUGGUAACUGCCAAAGAAUCAGUAAAAAUGAAAAAAAGUUUCUUGAAGUAUAUUAACGAAAGUGCAUGUAUAGGAAUAGAAGGGUUAGGAAGAUUUUUUUUUUUUUCGAUAGGCUUGCUUUCCAAAAAGAGUGGUUACAUCCAUGGACGUAGCAUAGCCAUGAAAUAUAGAUUUGGUCCUUUUCUAUUUUGUGAAUUUGCAAGUUUCAGUGUUUUUAUUUUCGGUAUUUUUUCUAUUUCUUAUUUUCAACAAAAGAUGGUGCUAUAUAUUUAUCAUUCCUAUUAUGAUAGCAAUCAUUUACAACAGAGCUAUUUUGUUAUUGUUUAGAGUCAAACAGCUUGCCAUUAAUUAAAAAUGAGAACCAGAGAGAGGUACACCUGUACAUACAGUGCCUGACUGCUUCUUUAGGGAACACAGCCUAUAUCACAUUGCAGUGUCUGACUUUUUUUUUUUUCCUUCAUCAGCUACUGUAAAAAAAACGAAUAGUUGAGCUUGGGGUGGUGCAUUGAUGAAAUCAAAAGUCAUUUGGAAUGUCAGUGUUAUGCAAGUUUGUGAAGAGUUCAGUAACGGUGAAAUUACUUUACAUAAGCUUUAUUUUAGCUCUAUUUUUCUCACUUUCCCCUCAUUCGGACGUCUGUGUUCACCCCGUGACCAUGGCUGUUAAAGUCUCAAGAAGUCGAAUCGCCUAUUUAGUACAGUACCCUUGAAGACAAUAACACUGUGGGAUAUUAUAGCCUAAGAGAAAAAGUAUAAGUCUAACAUUACUAGAAACAAAUGCCACUGAGUUGAAGCCAUAUAAAAAAACGCUUGAUGGUAGGAAAAACAUUUGGUAUUAACUUUAUAUGUGAGAAAAGGAAAGAGGUUUUGCAGUGAUGACACAAAUGUCUGUUUCACAUACUUGAAGUUUGACAUGCUGCAGUCUCUGCCCACUGACGUCUAUAUGUUAUCUUCUCUUCUACUGUAUAAAACUGUUUAUACUGUUUAUAUGUCGUGCAUAACAGAUGUUGCUGACGAUCUAGCCGAAAACACUCACUUACUCAAUAAAACUACUCUCCUAUUAUCUAAUACUGUGUAUUCCACUGUUACAAGGGACUGGAUUCACACUAACACGUGACGCACGAGGAGCUAGAAAUGACAUAGUGCAGAAUUUCAGGUCAUUUUCUGGGCUGUUAUGCUGUCUGCCUGUAAACUACGAAACACACACCUCUGGGCUACCCAAGCAUCACGUGGAAAAUAUGCCAGUAAAUGGUAAUUCUGAACCAUCCGUGGUGAUGAAUCUGUUAGAACUGACAGUAACUGCACGAUUUUAGGCUGCUAGACAUCAGCAAUUGAGAUACAGAGUAGCCAAGCCAGCCCGUGUUACAGUGCGCGAUCAUACUCUGGUGUACCAGAUAAGCUGCCUUGUGCGUGUAGCUGCAAAUGCUGUAUGUGACUUCUGUAAAAGCACGGCGGCUGGCACCUGAUGCCAGUUAUUCAGAACAUGCAGCUAGUGUUUCAGUGUCAACAGUGUCUCUCAUAGCAUCAGAAACAAGAGGACUUGGACGUGUCGUGCACACUGUAAGCAAGGGUACGUCGUCCUCCACUUGACAUUUCCCGUGAGAUCCUGUGGCCUUCCAAGACAGAGCUAUGUUGUGGUGGAAUAAAGAAUUUAAUUCAGAGCUUACACUAGCAAGUCUGCUGUGGGUUUUAGAUGCUCAUUACUGGGUUCAGUUAGAAGAGAUUGCCUCUAAUGACAACUGCCCUCUUUAUGAUUUUGUGUAAAGCUACAGAGUUCAAUUGUCUGUACCAUGUUUACACCUAAACUUCCAAAUGCUCUUGAUAUUACCAAAGCUACUUUGAGUUUAAUCAUUAAAGGAUGUUUCU
This is a messenger RNA of Xiphias gladius (swordfish), 2901 nucleotides long. It is a transcript of the gene pmp22b, whose product is annotated as peripheral myelin protein 22b. The transcript is spliced from 5 exons. The record is from RefSeq and is a predicted model, not a curated record. Gene Ontology annotation, cellular component: plasma membrane. The coding region runs from base 165 to 638 and encodes 157 amino acids. Lineage: Eukaryota; Metazoa; Chordata; Actinopteri; Istiophoriformes; Xiphiidae.